AUGAUCUCGAAACCCACCCUCCAAAUCGGCAGCGUCUCGUCGACGACAGAGGACAACCCGCAUGCCAUGGUGCGCAUGGUGAAACACGGGAAUGUCGAUGUGUUAAUUGGAGACUGGCUCUCGGAAAUGAACAUUGCGUGGAAUGCCAUUAUCAAACAACAGAAUCUAGACUUGGGCUACGAGAGAGGCUUCCUCGACCAGCUGGAAGAGUCUCUGGACGACAUUAUAGCGCAGGGUCUUAAGGUGAUCACCAAUGCGGGAGCGCUGAACACCAGGUCUCUUGCACGCGAGCUCGGCCAGGGCCGCAAUGGAUUCAGCCAUCUCGACCAUGCAGAGAAGCAGCUGGACGACUGGGAGCUGAAGCCGGUCUGCGGCGCCGCGUACAUUAGAUGUCGAGGCAUUAUCCAAGCCCUCAACUCGGGCGCACAGAUUGUCGAUGACUAUGAUGCCCUAGCCGGUGCUCUUAUAGCCGGACAUCUCACUGAAUGCGGGCCCUACGUUACCGGAGCGAACUUCACUGAGUUUAAGGAGAUCAUGGACGACAUGAUAGACCUGACCUUUCCCAUCGCAGAGAUCAACAGCCGAGGAGAAUGCGUCGUGACCACCUUGUCGGACGGAGGCGGUCGUGUCACAGAAGACACCGUGCGGGCGCAGAUUCUCUACGAGCUCUAA
Molecule: messenger RNA, 672 nt
Organism: Fonsecaea monophora
Lineage: Eukaryota; Fungi; Ascomycota; Eurotiomycetes; Chaetothyriales; Herpotrichiellaceae
Exons: 3
Coding region: 1-672 (223 amino acids)
Source: RefSeq, a predicted model, not a curated record